UAACUUGCGGUUAUAGCGAGUUAUUUAGCUGUGUUUUGGACAGCUGUGUAGGUUGCAUAGUCAUGUGUUUUUGUUUGCUUUUAGUCUGACUGCUUUAUCUCCCAGAUUUCUGAUCUAACGGUAGAAACUAUGCUUUUGUACAUUGCAGCUGUUCUUCUGUGGGCUGUCAUAGCUACAGAGGGAAAAGCAGUCCCUUCCCUUCCAAAUUUUGGGAACAGCUAUCAUGUCAAAGGAGUGAUUUCUCUGCCAUAUGCUGAGAUCAAGGAGCCAUUUGAGGCCUGGUUAGACCUAGCGGCAAAGUCCAGCCGAAUAGACUAUUACCAUGGCCAGGUGUCAACCUACCAGUUGGGGGCAGAUCAGCAGUGGGGUGUUGCCUAUAAAGUCACUCCUGAGACCACCGAGACGGAGCAGAAUGUGAUGAAGUGUUUCCAGGUCAACGGAACAAAGGAUGAAGCAGUCACAUCACAGGCGUCGUUGCCUGAUGUGCAGGGCUUCCAGUUCCUGAGGAUGGAGUACUACGGAGGUUCCCUGUGUGAAGUUUGGCAGAAUGUGACCACUGUGGGUUUAAAGAAGAACACCUACACACUGUGGGUGACCCAUUCAGAGAGAGGUGCAGAUGGCAAGGAAGAGCCUGCCACUCCGCUCCAUUAUGAGAUGAUGGGUUACAACACGCUGCUGGGCUCACAUUAUGACAAAUACUAUGUGGACUACAAAGAGUUCAGCACCCAUGUGGACCCUAAAGUCUUUUCGCUGCCUGAAGGUAUGAGCUGUGGCGGAUUUCCAGGUCCUGGAGUGGAGCACCACUUGUUGGCCAAUCCAAUGAAAGAGCUCAUCCACACCUCGGCAUCAGGCCACUCACAGCAAAUCUUCAACCAUUUCAAGGACAAGUUCCAGCGUCGGUACGGCGAUGAAAGAGAACAUGAGAAAAGGGAGCACGCUUUUGUUCAUAACCUUCGGUAUGUCCACUCCAAGAACAGAGCAGGGCUGUCCUUCUCUCUGGCUCUCAACUCUCUUUCAGAUCGCACCAUGUCGGAACUGGCCACCAUGAGGGGAAGGAAACGAGGAAAGACCCCAAACAGAGGGCUCCCUUUCUUCUCAAAGCUUUACGAAGGAGUGAACGUACCUGAGUCACUUGACUGGAGGCUUCACGGUGCUGUGACCCCAGUGAAGGACCAGGCCAUCUGUGGCUCCUGCUGGAGCUUUGCCACCACUGGAGCAGUAGAGGGCGCUCUCUUCCUAAAGACGGGCUCCCUGCAGGUUCUGUCUCAGCAGAUGCUGGUGGACUGUUCCUGGGGUUUUGGCAAUAACGGCUGUGAUGGAGGGGAGGAGUGGAGAGGAUACGAGUGGAUCAUGAAACACGGAGGCAUCGAGACAACAGAAACUUACGGAGCCUAUAUGGGAAUGAAUGGAUUUUGCCAUGUGAACACAUCCCAGCUCACAGCACAUAUCAAGAGCUACACCAACGUGACAUCAGGAGAUGCAGAGGCCCUUAAGCUGGCGCUCUUUAAAAACGGGCCGGCGGCUGUCAGUAUCGAUGCUUCACAUCGAUCGUUUGUUUUCUACAGCCACGGCGUCUACUAUGAACCGGCUUGUGGUAAUACCACAGAUGAUUUGGACCAUGCCGUGCUCGCAGUGGGAUACGGCACCCUGAAUGGGGAGCCCUACUGGUUGGUAAAGAACUCAUGGUCCACCUACUGGGGCAAUGAUGGCUACAUCCUCAUGUCUAUGAAGGAUAACAACUGUGGAGUCACCACUGAUGCUACAUAUGUUACACUGGCAUAGAUGGUGCCCAUUUAUGUGUAUAACCAAAUGUUAAUGCCACUAUGUGAGUGCCUGAGGAUGAAUGAUGCCAAAUAGGGCUGGGCGAUAUGGUGAAAAUCAAAUAUCACAUUUUUUUUUUUUUUU
Messenger RNA from Perca fluviatilis (European perch), 1905 nucleotides. RefSeq lists its product as uncharacterized. NCBI's taxonomy places the organism in Eukaryota, Metazoa, Chordata, Actinopteri, Perciformes, Percidae. Gene Ontology annotation, molecular function: cysteine-type endopeptidase activity. Gene Ontology annotation, cellular component: lysosome. Gene Ontology annotation, biological process: immune response. Bases 130 to 1782 code for a protein of 550 amino acids. The transcript is spliced from 11 exons. The record is from RefSeq and is a predicted model, not a curated record.